UGUGACGAGGUGGGGUUUGGCUGCUGUUGGCGUUGGUACUGCUGGGUCGGUGUGUGUGUGUGUCGAUCUUUACCCCGGGGACAGCCAGCCUCAUCCUGUCGGUUUAUAUGUUGGCCUACAAACCUCUGCAAGCUGGAGAGCAAACACGGGCAGCUCGAUGUUCAGUAUAAGGCGGCGACGCCGCAGAAGAAGAUGAAGAAGCGGAAGGAGCUGAACGCCCUGAUCGGUCUCACCGGCGAUGGCAAGAAGAAGAAGUCGAAGAAAGGCUCCGGGCACCAGCUGCUGCUGCGGACCGAGGCCACGGCCUCCGACUCCGAAUCCACCUCCGAGUUUGACGAGUUCGCGCAGCCGGCUUCCGGCUCCCUGUUUACAAAGGGAGGCUACAUAAGAUGUUGCAAAAUUUGUUAUCCACUAUGUGCAUUUGUUAUGCUUGCUGCUUGCGUAGUGGCAUGUGUUGGUUUGGUCUGGAUGCAAGUUGCCCUCAAAGAAGAUCUGGAUGCACUGAAGGAAAAGUUCAGAACUUUGGAAUCUAGUCAAAAGACUUCGUUUAGUGACAUUCCAAAGCUAAAUGAAGAUCUCCUUGCAGUCCAAAAAGAUCUUGCCAACUUAGACACUGGAGACAGAGGGAUUAGCAAAAUAUGGACCAACAUCACAGAGCUGAAUAAGCAAAUUAGCCAACUGAAUUUAGCUGUUGCCCAUCUGAAAGCCAAUGUUAAAUCAGCAUCUGACUUGAUCAACCUUCCAGUCACUGUGGAACAACUCCAGAAGAGUGUCGCAACAAUUGGAAGCACACUCACCAGUGUCCAACAUGAUGUUGAUACAAUACAGACUGCCUUUGAGGAUCAAAAAAAGGUAGUGGAGACUCUUCAGCAAAAUAAGGAUAUCUUAGAUCUGCAUGAAGAAGUAGAUGAGGUGAAUGCCACCCUCCUAUUUUACCAUGCACACAAUGAUGAAAAGCUGCAUCACAUAGAUUUUGAAGUUGGUAAUCUCAGCCAGAGAGUUACGCUACUGGAAAAAAAAUUACUAAUUACUAGUAAUGUGACUAAAAUUGAGAAUGUAAAUGGCACCAUAGUGGCUCAGAUGAAUAACUCUCAAGAGAUAGUGGAUUCAGAUCACCAGAUUACUGUCAAAGUACAGAAACCUUCAGGAUUAAACAAUCAUAGCAGUCAAGUGUCAAACCUGAGGGAGAGAUUGAAGGUUAUGGUGAAUGCCCUGACGAGCAAACCAGAAAAUGUAGGUGAUACAAAUGCAAUCAGUGGUCAAGGUAAUACAAGUUCAGUUACCACAAUGAAGCCUGUAUUGUCUUCCACGCUUCCAGUAAAAGCAGGACCUAAAAAAAACAGUAAAAGGAAUGUCAAAUUAAAACACCUUUCUUCACCUGGAAUUAGCAAUUUGAAAGCUCUACAAGAUCUCUUCCUUAAAUCUAAUGAUGGCCAACUCUCUUAUCAAGAUCUCUACAAUUUAUUUGGGAUCCAAACCCCUAAACCUGAAGAACUUCAGCAGUUUGAUUCGAAUAAAGAUGGAAGAUUUUCUCAAACAGAACUGAUUAAUGCAUUUACUCCAUAAGGGGACAAGGGUCAGAAGAUAUCAAAUCUAUUUGGACUGAUGGAGUUUUUUUUAAAACUGAAGUACUGACUUCUAAUUGCGACAAUUGCACCUUUUAAACAGUAUUUCACUAUUGUGCAAAAUUUCCUUAUAUCCCAAUAGACUAGAAAUUCCUAACAUUUUAGCUUUGGGCUUUCCCCACUUUUUUUAAUGAAUCAUUCUACAAUAUCCUACUUGAGUAAGUAAUGAAACAUCAAAGUGAAGUAGCUAAUCAAACUCAUUGGAAGUUCAUAAACUAGUAGAGUACAGGUUUUCAUUAAUUUGAUCAAGACAAAAGUGAAUUUGUUUUUGUGAUUUGAGCCUUUAAUCGGUGCUGAAGGAAGGAGAUGAAAGAUGUUUGCUUUGUGAACUCAAAUUUCAUGUAUAUGGUAUCACCUCUGUCCCGUCAACACAUUAAUCUAGAAGUUUCAGAAACUUUCAUUAUUCUCGGUGGAGAAUGCAAAACCAUUUUAAUCACCCUUGACAAACUUUUAGUGUGUACAUCUGACUAGUUGAAGGCAAAUGUUGGAGAGAUUUAUGACUACUGUUAUUUUAGGAUUGCCCUUUGCUAAACUCUUGCAGGACAUGAUCAGCUCUGAAUUUGUGAGGUUCAACAACUUGGGUACUGUAUAUAUAAUGCAGUAAAUAGAGCCACUUUUGUGCAGGUAAAUAACACUGCUUUCAUGUUGCUUCUGUGCUGUGUUCAUGCUAGUGGAUCCCACUGUGUGGAAUGUAAACAGCUGACAUCAAUCACCAAAGUAAGUUUGAUUUUACUAAUGCUGGCUACCACAAAGACCCACUUCUUUAAAAGAAUGCUAGACAAAAUUCCAUCGAUGUAGGCGUGCUGCACUGGCAUGAUUCAAAGAGAACAGGAUUUUAAGAUUUUUUUUCUGUCGAGCAUAUUGCAAAUUUUGUUCUUUUGGUGUCAUGUAAACUAUUCCUUCAUUUAUUUAAGAACUGAGUUUCCCUUCAGAUCUAUCACUCAGUCAUUUUAGUUCACUCUGAAAAAGAGUUUGUGUAUUGACCUUUUAAGCAACUGGAGCAGACAGUGUCAUAGGUUGUUGAGUGCAAAACUAACCUGCAAGUUUAAUUGUUUACAGCACUGUAGUUUUCUUAAGAUCAGUACUUAAAAUGUGGAACCGUAUAAUGUUGAUUUUUUUUUUACUUGAAUAAUUUUGACAUUUUGUUUCCGAAUAGUGGCAUAAAAUAAUUGCGUAAUAUACCUAUAAAAGCAGUUUGCUGCCGAGGUAUUUCUAAUAUGUGAAGCUUAAAUAAAUAAGCAUUAAAAGCAGCAUCCAUAUCUCUUGCACAUGCUUGGCAAUAAUACUGGGCUCGGAUUGAGAGUCUAUCUGGUAUUGACUUUGGAUUCCAGUACAUCAUAAUAUUCUGAAUGAUCUGCCCAAAUUCUGUGAAUCCCACAGGGUCAGAAUUUAAAUGAGGAAGAAAGUUUAACAGCAAAUACAGAAUGUUGGAUUUGUAAUUAUAUUGUCUUUUUUUUGACACCAGCGUCAUAUGGAAUCAUAGUAUUUUGUGGAUAAAUAUUUUUGUUUGGCAAAAUUUUAACAAAAUUGACUUCAAGUCCAUAGAUCUAGUCAAAAAUAACUUCUUUAAUUAUACUAGCAAUAAGAGAUUGACCUUUCUGGUAUUUUUGUAUUUCGUAGUGAUAAGUUUCAUUCAGUUUUGCAGAGAUAUUUGCAGAAAGGUUGAUUGAAUUUUCUGAUCCAGAAACAGGAAGAAAAAUAAUUCUGGUUGUUUGCACUGUUGGCUGGUGGAUAAUUUUUAUAUAUGCGCGUAUAUAUAUAUAUAUAUAUAUAUAGAGUGAUUAAAAACUAAAGCUGAACACUGGACAAGUGUCCUAAAUAAAGGAACUGCUUUGCUGCAGGGACAUUUUGAUACUGUCAUAAAAAUGGUAGGUCGUAAAUGUCUUAAAAUAAUUCUUAUAAAUAGUCGUUUUAAAUUUCGCCUUUGUUGAUACAAUGCACUAAAAUGUAUUUUGAGAAGCUGUUUCUGUAAUAAAGUGGUUAGUUACAUAGUAUUAAAGUAACAGCCAUUGUUUUAAUUACUUGUG
Hemiscyllium ocellatum (epaulette shark) is the source of this 3652-nucleotide messenger RNA. RefSeq names its product EF-hand calcium binding domain 14 (gene efcab14). NCBI's taxonomy places the organism in Eukaryota, Metazoa, Chordata, Chondrichthyes, Orectolobiformes, Hemiscylliidae. The coding region runs from base 193 to 1566 and encodes 457 amino acids. The record is from RefSeq and is a predicted model, not a curated record. The transcript has 10 exons.